This is a messenger RNA of Enterobius vermicularis (human pinworm), 1707 nucleotides long. Lineage: Eukaryota; Metazoa; Nematoda; Chromadorea; Rhabditida; Oxyuridae. The record is from the annotation of a GenBank genome assembly.
AUGGACACUGAAGGAUUUUUUGAUGCCGAUUCAACCUGGGAAGACUGUGCGAAGAUCUUUGCAUUCUCAAAUUUGCUGUCAUCUGUCCAUGUAUUUAAUCUUGUCAGAAAUUUACAACUGGAUUUUCUAAAACAAGUAGAAAUCUUUGGAACAUAUGGAGGUUACGCCAGGAGGUCUUCACAAGAAAAACCAUUCCAGGACUUAAUAUACUUGAUUCGUGAUUGGCCUUCUAAAAAACAGCACAGCUACGGAAUUGACGGCGGAAGAAAGUAUUUAUGCAGAUUUACUAAGGACGGAUCAACAGAGAUUCAAGAGAUUUGCAAAAGUAUAGAGAACGCUUUCCAAACAACUUCUUGUUUCCUUAUGCCGCACCCUGGAUUAGAAGUCGCUGAAACGUUUGAACCUUCGGAUAACAUAGAGAUUAGAGACGAAUUUCUGAAACAGGUCAAUACGUUUAUCAAGUAUUUAUUGUCUGAAGAUAACCUGACAGUGAAAAAGAUAGGCGGUCGUGAAAUAACUUGUCAAGAUCUACCAAAAGUGCUAACCGAAUACACCGAAUUAUUUGAAAAGAGCAAUGUUCCAGCACCGAAUGAACUAUUUAAGUUUAUUGGAGAUGUGUCGUUCGAAAAUGUUAUUCGUGAAUGCAAUGAUUUCUAUAACCGGAAAAUGAAUGAGUUUUUUACGGCACGCGGUCUUCAGAAUGGUAGUGCAGACUUGGAGCAGCUGUAUAACCUGCAUUCAAAGCUUUUUGACGAGAGUAUUGCUGCUGCCAAGUUAGAAAGAUUAUAUAACAGUGUAAAACCUGACGUGCUAGAAAGAUUCAAAACAAUGGUUGAAGGAAAAAGCUCUGAAGCUUCUCAAACCUUUCUUGAAGAAUUAAAAAAAAAUAUUGAGAAUGAUUUUGACAAGAUGAAAGGCUGCAUAGAGGAAAGCACUAGAAAUUUGGAAAAAGUAGUGAAGGUUUUAGAUGAAAGUCAACAGCGUUACGUGGAAGAAAUAGAAAUGGAGCUGAUUGAAUGUGGGUUACGAAGUGAACUUGCCGACUUAGGACAGCUCUACGACAUGCAUCAGAAAGCAAAAAAGAAAGAUUUUAUUGAAAUAAAGAAUUUACACAGCGAGAAAAAAAUUGUAGUUGAAAAGAAUUUUGAUGACAGAGUUAGAGAAAUUGCACGUGGUUCAACCGCAGCUUGGAUCGCAGAACUUUCAGAGCGAAUUGAGAGUAACUAUUCUAAAAUUGAAACCAAUCUCCGUCGUAAUCGACUGCAACUUUUAAAAAUCCUCGAUGUCCUUGAAAGAUGUGAGACAGAACUCAAGACGAAAUUUCAGCAAUUUAUAGAUUCUAAGCGCUGGAACAACAUCUCUGUUAACGACCUGAGGGAGGAAUAUAAUCGUCUGUGCGAAAAAACGUUGAAAUCGUUCAAAGACGAUCUGAAAAAAAUUGCUAAGGGUUCGCCAGAAAAAUGGACAACCUAUAUGAAAGGAAGACUUACCAAGGUUUGUGAAGGAGCUACCGAGGGUGCCAGAAAAGUGAAAAAAAGACGGCAAUAUCGUUUACUGAAAUUAACUGGUGCCACUGCUUGUGGGGCAGUUGGAGUAGGGUUGCUAUUCGUGCCCUUCUCUCCUGUUAUUGUGGCUGCUGGAAUAGCAGCGUUUGCUGGUGAGACUGGUUUGGUUGCAUCAGCUUUUCGAGACCGGAAAAAGGCGUGA